AUGCCUGGUAUCUUGCCCAUGAAAGUGAUCAAGGUCGGCGGCACUGGUACGACGAGCCGCAUCGCCCAAGCCUGUGACCGAUGCCGAAGCAAAAAGAUCCGCUGUGAUGGUGUCCGACCCUGCUGUUCCCAAUGCGCCAACGUGGGCUUCGAGUGCCGUACUAGCGACAAACUGAGCCGCCGAGCGUUCCCUCGAGGAUAUACCGAAUCGCUGGAAGAAAGAGUUCGCAGUUUAGAAACAGAGGUCAAGGAUUUAAAGGACCUUUUGGACGAGAAAGAUGAGAAGAUCGACGUCUUGUCUCGGAUCCAUUCGUUUACACCACCUUCACAACGAGCCGCGUCUGCUCGAUCUCCCUCGGCUUCCGCGACGGUGAGAUCGACCACUUCGGAGUCGUCGGAGGGUGUUAUUCGUGUGGAGAGACCUUCUAAUAGAAAACCUCGGCCAUCGCAUAACCCUUAUACCGGGUUAUCUAGCACCCAGGGCUUCGCUGAUGUCUUCAACGAUAAGCUGGUCAGCGAAGGAAAGUCAGUGACCAAGAUAUCCACCGAAGCACUUACCGCCUUACCAUCCUCGGUAUCUCAGGGUGCACUACAUCAGGCUGUGAAAACGCCACCCCGCUUGGUGUCGGAUCAGCUGAUUAACAUCUUCUUUCAAGAAUGGGCACCACUGUACCCCGUGGUACAUCGCCCGACUAUUCUGAAGGCUUAUGAACAAUAUCUCAACAAUGCCGAGUCUCUGCAGUGCAACGGCCCUGUCAUGGCGCAGUUGAACCUGAUUUUCGGCAUUGCAGCCGUCUCUUCUAUGCCGAGAACAAACCAAGAUCCUACAUUCUUUGAGCAAAAUUGGUCAGCUACCCUCGAUUCGUUAUCGAGCGACACUUCGAUCUCCAGUCUGCAGUGCUUUGUUCUUGGUCAGAUCUACUGCAUGACCAAGGGCGAUUACCGCACACUGCUGCGCUACCGUGCUCUUGGAGUGGAUAUCUGCCACCAGUUGGGAUUACAUGAGAAUGAAGAUCGCUCAGACAACCCCCUCGAGGAUGAGACUCGCAAGAAGGUCUUCUGGUCGCAAUAUGUGCUGGAUCGGUUCAGCUCCGCACUAACGGGCAUGCCUGUUCUUCUCCGCGAAGAGGAUAUCCAAGCCGAGUACCCAGUCGAUAUAGAUGAUGAGAAUGUGACUGAGACUGGCUUCUUGCCAACUCUCCCUGGCGAGCCUACCCGCAUUUCUAGUGCUAUUGCACUGUUCGGCGCUGCGAGGAUUUUGAAUAAGGCCUUGGAAGACCUUUACGCCUCGAAGUCCGCCUACGAUGUUCAUGUUUCGAAGAUGCGCGCAGUGUCUGGACAGCUGGAUGACUGGCUUCAAAAUCUGCCUGCUCACCUUCGCCUGGUGUUCAGUCAAGAUAAGCCUAGCACGAAUGUCACAAGCAGCCGAUCCCCGCUUCUGUCCCUCGUCUACUAUCUUAUUCGCUCUAUGAUCCACCGCCCGGCAGUUUGCUUUGCUGACGACAGUCUUCGGUCUCCUUCAGUCUUGGCGUUGUCUGACUCCGCGAAGCAUAUGCUUCAAAUCCUUGACCUGCUGGAUGAGCGACGACUGUGUCUUUCAUUCAGCAUCAACCGGAAGGAGCUGGUCUUCCUUUCCGGACUCGGACUGCUAUGGCAAAGCCUAGGUGUCAAGCGCGAUAGCAAGCUGGCAAAAGAAUCCCAGAAGCUACUUGGCACUGCCAUGUUGUACCUUGGAGUGGAGUCCAGUGCGGCCGCUGCCGAAUUCGGCACGCUGUCUAACACAUUGGUCGCUCUACACACAGAAAGACGUCCAUCCAUAGGAAAGCACCAGACUUCCCAGGAGAUGAACGCGCCGAUGCAAAAACCGAACAAGUCUCCCAAGAAAAAUGCGCAGGAUCUCAAGUCACGAUGCGGUUCUGUUCGUGACCAACAGCAGCAGCAACAUAUUCCAUCACCCCAAUCUCGCCGGAACACCAUCUCCGGUGCCACACCUCCUCUCGCUGCCCAGUCUCUCCGAUCCCCUAGCUGGGUCAGCCUACCACCAUCUCACUCCGAUCAACUCCCCGGCCCACACUACCACUCUCCUCUCGACCGCUCCUCUGACCCCCGCCUAGCUGCGCCAAUGGGAUAUGAGCACCAUCGUUCCAUGUCUUGUUCCACCCCCUCCGACCCCGCCACCAGCGCCAUCACCAUGGCCGACUGGGAAUACGUACUCAGUGACAUGGACCGCGGCUACUCAAACAUCUUCACCGGCAUCUACGGCGGCAAAGAAUGCGGUGAGGACCCCGGUCCCUUCGCCUCCAUCACAGCAGAAUACAGCCGCAAGCCCAACGACGCGCCUCUAAACAUCCCCCAGCCCGAGCUGCACGGCCUUUCACCAGAGGCCUGGUCUGCCAGCAGUGGUGAAUUCGCCCCUCAACAAGAACACACCACGCAGAGCGUUCUCAGUUACUCCAGUGAAAGCAUGGGUAGCGCGGACGACUCGCUGGCGCCGUAUGCUGAUGUCCGCGUACUUCCGGAGGAUAUCAAUACGAUGGACCCUUUCAAUGCUUUCGGCAUGCCCGAUGAUAAGGUCGAGGAGUUUGAUGAGUUUGGUCUUGUUAAUGGCUGGGAUCGACGGCUGGCCGUCUAA
Penicillium brevicompactum is the source of this 2631-nucleotide messenger RNA. RefSeq names its product C6 transcription factor FacB/Cat8 (gene facB). The transcript is spliced from 3 exons. Gene Ontology annotation, molecular function: DNA binding; DNA-binding transcription factor activity, RNA polymerase II-specific; zinc ion binding. NCBI's taxonomy places the organism in Eukaryota, Fungi, Ascomycota, Eurotiomycetes, Eurotiales, Aspergillaceae. The coding region runs from base 1 to 2631 and encodes 876 amino acids. The record is from RefSeq and is a predicted model, not a curated record. Gene Ontology annotation, biological process: DNA-templated transcription; regulation of DNA-templated transcription.